AGAGUCCUCAGCCUAUGCAAUCUAUUCAGCAGCAUACCGUCACGACAGCGCCUUACACGUUCACUCCAAAUGUGGUACAACAAGGCCACAUCGAAAUUGUCGAUGCAACUGAAAUCCCUGUUACUUCAGAAUCCUUUAUAGACAGUGUCAGUGAAUCAGUGGACUCACGUAACCAAAUGGUCUACCCUGUUUCAGUUGUCUCCGAUGCGACAGCAUCACAGCACCAAGAGUAUAUCGAUGAAAGCACUGGCAUUCUCUAUAACCGGACGCAGCCCGGUAUGUUACCUGAAGACGAUGCACAGAAUGAAUUGAGUAUGGACCCCAUUGACCUAGAGGAAGUCCAGAAAAUUCAAGCUCGUAUGCCCGCCGCCGAUCCCAACGCUCCCGUUGGCUCUAAUAAAAAUCCUAUUCGGAUUAUACAGCAGGGAAACCAAUAUAUUACAACUCAGGACGUGUCGGAUGAACACCUACAGCAAAUUAUCCAGGUUCUUACUAACCAGGCACUUAUUUCCAGCAGUGGCUCUCGGCCAAACGCGAUAUAUAACCGUCUAACGAACCGGCGCAUUAUUUUUCGUGUCACUCGUGCUAAAAGACGACACGAUGUCCCUGGCCGUCGCGUCUCGUCCGGUCCGUACCGAGCAAAGUCGACUCCUAUGAGGGGAAGGGGUCGGGGUCGUGGUAGAGGAACUCCUGGUCGCAAACGACGCAAGCGGGACUCCGAUGAAGACGACCCCGACUUUGAGCCGGAAGUUCCGGAGGAGGAAAUUUUACCCUUUCCGCUAGCGCGCAGGACGUCUACUUCCGGUCGCAUUUCGAAGCCGCCUAGACACUUGGUUAAGGACUACAAGCAUCUUAGGUUGGAAGAUCUCACAACGAAACCUGAGUCAAGCGAUGGUGACGAACAUUCUGACGGGGGUUACUCUGACUACAUCAACGAUGGACUGUCCGAAGACGCUUGGUCGGAAGAGGGUGGGACUAAAGCUCCUCUAUACCCCUGUCCUAUGUGCGACAGAGUGUUCAAUUCCCGCGCCGGUGUGGCAAGGCACCGAAGUGCUAGGCACGGACCAAACGAUGGCAGGCCAAGGUUUAGACAAGUGAACCCCUAUGUUGCGAGUAUGAAACGUCGGGCAAAGCUUAAGGAGGCUGUUGCUGCUGCCACAGAUGAGGAGUUAAUCGAAUUCGCUGCACCUCGGUUGUCGAAACUGCUGAAUCCAUGGGAUCAUCUCCUGUUACGUAGCGAAGAUGGCGACCCGCCUCUGCCUCAGGUGCCUCGGAUCAUCUUGGAUUACUUAAGUCUGGUGGAACGAACGCGCUCAUUUUUGAAUGAUCACCUUCAACUUCGCUGUCCCGCUCGUCCAAAAGAUGAUGACAGUUGGAUACAAAAAGAUUCUGCAGACGAGUCAAAUACAGAAAAAGAUGAUGCCACUGCUGAUUUACCGCAGGAAAUCGACUUAACCCCUACCGUCGAUGCUCCUCCAGAAGCAACCGAUCAGCGAUCGGAGGCUGCUGUGGAACACAACACUUCGGAUAUUACUGAUGAGCACUUUGAAGAGUACAGUCGCAACGGAACAACAGUUGAGAAGUUUGCUCCAUCUGAAGUUUUGCAGGAAGUCGAAGAUGAUGCUGAUGAUGGAAACAUUAUCAUCAAGAUUGAAACACCGGAUCAGUCUGCUGCCCUAGGUCUUCCUUGCGGAAAGUAUACUGUAACCAAUGAGUUACGUGAGGAAUAUCUGCCUCGCCGAUUCCGCUCAAUACUAGCCGCACAACAAGCGGCAGCCUCUGUUCCGAUUGAUGAUGACUACUUGGUCUCUCAGAAACGUGCCGUAGUCGCGGUGGAUACUGCCGACGAUGAUGCGGUGGACGCUACCUUACGUACGGAUUCCGAACCACUUGACAAUGAAGCACUGAACACCACGGCAGAUCUGCAGUCUCAGCAGUUAGUAACUCUUGGAGGUGAGCUGCUUCUCGUGCCGGAAGGCGGUUUGGGCGGCCCGGUGCCCGAGGAAUGGUUGGCGAGUGGUGCUUUCCUUUCCGUACUUACGGAGACUGGUGAAACAAGUGAUUUGGUGAUGGAGGCAGCUACCGGUCGCCUUUUCCACCGACCCACUGGUCAUUUGGUCAGUUUGGCUGACUCUUCGAACGUUCCUACUUCGCAACCUGACACUGUCUACGAAGAACCAGGAGCUGUACCGGACUUUGUUGCCUAUGAAGACGAGGAAACUACCAUUCAGCAAUCAGAGGACCAGUCUGAGACCGCUAGAGAAAAGUCACCGACCACCAACGGCUCAUCGAGUCCCAGCAAACCGAGGUCACGGGCUAAGCAGCAGCACCCACCACCCUCGCCACCGGAGCAGCUGGACGAGGCGGAUGCCCAGCGCGAGGAACUGCUUCAACGAAUUGCGCAGAGUGGGGAGGUCAUUGAUUUAAACACUUUAUUUCCCGGGGUUUCAGUCACAGAAGUUUCUCCUGGUGUGUGUCUGGUUACCAAACCGAACGGAGACCGAUUCAACGUUGAGCAUGGCGGUGACGGCAUUACCUUGGAAACACUUCAGACCAUUCUUCAAAUGGACUCCGAGUCUCUGAAUGCGUAAAUUGGACUUGACAAUUUGCCAUCUACCAAGUUGCUGUUGCACAUAUGUGUGCAAUCACCACUCGUAUUUUCUAAAUUUUCUUCCUAUUUCACGCCAUAACUUCUCACUGUAAAUAACGCCGCACGAUUCAGUGUAGCUGUGUUCCCUGGCAUUAUACUAGCUUUUGUGCGCAGGGUUUUCUUGUACUUUUUGAUCCGUUUCGUUCGCUCUAUUUUCUUUAUCAUUCUCGCUUCUUGUACAAAAGAUUUCAUACACUGCAACGCUACCACUAUAAUGACUGCAGGAUUGGUUACAAACCAUCGACCGCCCAGCUGUACACUACUUUUCUGUCGUGCACAUCCAUGGAUGUUUUUCUUCGAUUUUUCGCCCCCGGAAUUUCAUGUUUUGUAGCUACUGUAUGGAACUCCACAUGCAUCUGAAACUAUCCUAUCCGCAAUGUUUCUCUACGAAACACUCAUGCUUUUGCUAACCACUCGAUUGUUUCUAUUCAUGCUUCUCAAUUCACAACAUUGGUCUCUGCGCUCC
Molecule: messenger RNA, 3116 nt
Organism: Dicrocoelium dendriticum
Lineage: Eukaryota; Metazoa; Platyhelminthes; Trematoda; Plagiorchiida; Dicrocoeliidae
Source: the annotation of a GenBank genome assembly